Molecule: messenger RNA, 4395 nt
Organism: Eptesicus fuscus (big brown bat)
Lineage: Eukaryota; Metazoa; Chordata; Mammalia; Chiroptera; Vespertilionidae
Gene: MBNL2
Product: muscleblind like splicing regulator 2
Exons: 7
Coding region: 672-1757 (361 amino acids)
Molecular function (GO): metal ion binding
Source: RefSeq, a predicted model, not a curated record
CUGGAUUCUGCCAGAUGUUCCUGGGAUUACUGUAAAAGGGAAGGAGAGGCAGAGCUAAACAAGGUUCAUGAUUUAAAAGUGCCUGUGGGAAGUCACUUCGGCUGGAAACUGCAGCCAGGGAGCUCCUGUGUUUUCAAGUCUUGUUUUCCUGUCCAAUACACGUUACGUCGACCUUACAAGUGGAUGAAGAUACCUCAGUUGUCUGACUUUACCAACUACUUGUUUUCAGAGUUUAUAAAGGUGGGAGGGAACAGAAAUCCUGCUAAGAUCUGAACAUCUAAGUGGCUUCUUCUCCAGCACCAUCGAUAGCUGCGAGCAUCAGAACUAAAUAUAUUCUCCCAAGGAGUGCUGUGAUAUUGAAGUUCCUUAUUAAAAACAGUGUGUCUGCAAAACCAUCAGGAGAUUCGGACACUGACAGCCAGAGAUGACACUGAGCAUGCUUUUAUUUCGGCCUGCAGUCUUCAGGUGGGGCACAUUGAUUGAUGAGUGACUGCUUGCCAAUACGUUCUCUUCUCACUCUAUUCCUUGGAUUGGACUUCAUUAAGCAAUUUAUCACUUAACCUUCAGACUUACAUGUGGGGUUUUUCACAACAAUAGUUUUGCAUCAUUGGAACUUUGGGUUGAUUUAAUCACUUAACAGAAACGAACAGAAUCCAAAUUACUUGAUUGCCAUGGCUUUGAAUGUUGCCCCAGUCAGAGACACUAAAUGGCUGACAUUAGAAGUCUGCAGACAGUUCCAGCGAGGAACCUGCUCACGCUCCGACGAGGAGUGCAAAUUUGCUCACCCUCCCAAAAGUUGCCAGGUUGAAAAUGGAAGAGUAAUCGCCUGCUUUGAUUCCCUAAAGGGCCGUUGUUCAAGAGAGAACUGCAAGUAUCUUCACCCUCCAACACAUUUAAAAACUCAACUAGAAAUUAAUGGGAGGAACAAUUUGAUCCAGCAAAAAACUGCAGCAGCAAUGCUUGCCCAGCAGAUGCAAUUUAUGUUUCCAGGAACCCCACUUCAUCCAGUGCCCACUUUUCCUGUAGGUCCCGCAAUAGGGACAAAUACGGCGAUUAGCUUUGCUCCUUACUUAGCACCUGUAACCCCUGGAGUUGGGCUAGUCCCAACAGAAAUUCUACCCACCACACCCGUUAUUGUUCCCGGAAGUCCACCUGUCACUGUCCCGGGCUCAACUACAACUCAGAAACUUCUCAGGACUGACAAACUGGAGGUAUGCAGGGAGUUCCAGCGAGGAAACUGUGCCCGGGGAGAGACCGACUGCCGCUUUGCACACCCCGCAGACAGCACAAUGAUCGACACCAAUGACAACACCGUAACCGUUUGUAUGGAUUACAUAAAGGGGCGUUGCAUGAGGGAGAAAUGCAAAUAUUUUCACCCUCCUGCACACUUGCAGGCCAAAAUCAAAGCUGCGCAGCACCAAGCCAACCAAGCCGCGGUGGCCGCCCAGGCAGCUGCAGCCGCGGCCACAGUCAUGGCCUUUCCACCUGGUGCUCUUCAUCCUUUACCAAAGAGACAAGCACUUGAAAAAAGCAACGGUGCCAGCACGGUUUUUAAUCCCAGCGUCUUGCACUACCAGCAGGCUCUAACCAGUGCACAGUUGCAGCAACACACGGCGUUUAUUCCGACAGAUAAUUCUGAAGUAAUCAGCAGAAAUGGAAUGGAAUGCCAAGAAUCUGCAUUGAGAAUAACUAAACAUUGUUACUGUACAUACUAUCCUGUUUCCUCCUCAAUAGAAUUGCCACAAACUGCAUGCUAAAUAAAGAUUUAGUUCUUCUGGACAGACCACAACUCUAAGGAGCUAGUGCUGCUAUAUCAUAUAUGAGUAUUAAAUAUGGUAUGCUUAGUAUAUUCCAACCUAAGAUAGUUAACUACCUGAGACCAGCUGUGAUGUUUAAAGACAUAAAGGAUCAAGUUUACUUUGAAAGGAUUUCUAAACAUAGUUUCUGUCCUAGGAAUAUUGUCUUAUCUCCAUAACUAUAGCUGAUGCAGAAAGUCCAACCAAUUUACUCAUUUCGACUCAGAAUAUUUCAAAGUUAGCAAUAAACAAUUAGCAGUAGUUUAAAACCUAUUCCAAGGGCAGGUUCAAUUCCAACUCCAAUUACUGUCAUUUCAUUUUCCCACUGGAUCAAAGGGUAUGUUUCACUUCUUGACACAAAUGCUGCAGCAAAAAUGAGAAGUGAAGUAAAAAACUGAUACCUGUCCUGCAGGUCUAAAAUUUGAAUGGAAAUUCAAGCACAAGUACUGGGGACACAUCAAAGUGUGGUAUUUUGUUUGCCUGGAGAUGCCGUAUUGAAUCAUGUGAUUCUAGAAUAACAUUAACUAGAUUGCAAAAGAAACUUUGCACGGUAUGAGCUUCAUACCCCACCAAACAAAGUCUUGAAGGUAUUAUUUUACAAGUAUAUUUUUAAAGUUGUUUUAUAAGAGAGACUUUGUAGAAGUGCCUAGAUUUUGCCAGACUUCAUCCAGCUUGACAAGAAUGAGAGGCCCAUGUCAAGAGUCUAAUCUAAUGGAUUAGUCUUUCAAACUCACCAUCCGUUUGCCUGUUACAGAAUAACUCUUCUAAACUAAAAACCUAGUCCAAUAAGGAAGCUGUAGGUGAGGAGAUCUGUAUAAUAUUCUAAUUUAAGUAAGUUUGAGUUUAGUCACUGAAAAUUUGACUGUGACUUUAAUCUAAAUUACUAUGUAAACAAAAAGUAGGUAGUUUCACUUUAUAAAAAAUCCAUUACUGUUCUGCAUUUCAAAAAAGUUGGAUUAAAGGGUUGUAACUGACUACAGCAUGGAAAAAAAUAGUUCUUUUAAUUCUUUCACCUUAAAGCAUAUUUUAUGUCUCAAAAGUAUAAAAACUUUAAUACAAGUACCUACAUAUUAUAUAUACACAUACAUAUAUAUACUAUAUAUGGAUGAAACAUAUUUUAAUGUUGUUUACUUUUUUAAUACUUGGUUGUUCUUCAAGGUAAUAGCGAUACAAUUAAAUUUUGUUCAGAAAGUUUGUUUUGAAGUUUAUUUUAAGCACUAUCGUACCAAAUAUUUCAUAUUUCACAUUUUAUAUGUUGCACAUAGCAUAUACAGUACCUAUGUAGUUUUUAAAUUAUUGUUUAAAAAAUGAAACAGCUGUUAUAAAUGUAAUUGUUUAAAACAUCCAUUUUUUUGUGAACAUAUUAGUGAUUGAAGUAUUUUGACUUUUGAGAUUGAAUGUAAAAUAUUUUAAAUUUUGGCCUCACAGCCUGUUCUGAAAACUAUAUGCACCAACCAUAUCAUUUUUUUUUUUUAGUCAAAAAGAAAUUCACCAUUUUAAUUAAUGUUGGUCAAAGUCUAAUGACUCUUUAUCUUAUAUCAUAGAUUUGAUAACCCUAUCAGAAGAAAUCAUUCUAAGUGUAAUCUUACAUAGUGCUUGUAUUGUUAACAUUUGUUUUAAUUUGUGGGAAAGUAUUGUAUCUAACUUGUAUUUCUUUGGUAGUUUCAUCUUUAUGUAUUAUUGAUAUUUGUAAUUUUCUCAACUAUAACAAUGUAGUUAUGCUACAACUUGCCUAAAACAUUCAAACUUAUCUUCUUUUUUCUUUUUGUCUUUGUUAAUUCACUUAAACUCAUUGAAUACAUAGUAUACAUUACUAAAGGUAAAUUAUGUGAUCACUGAAAUAUUUUUGUAGACUAAUUGUUGUAACAUUGUCUUUAUUUUUUUUCUUUUAUUUCAUGAUUUUGAUGUUAAAAAUCAUUAGCACACAACUAUUUUCAGCCCUUUAAUGAGCAUCAACAACAUCACCUGUAUCCCCAAGCAAAUAUAGAGGACUGUAUUUUUACUAUGAUAUCCAUUUUCCAGAAUUGUGAUUAUAAUAUGCAAAGAGUCAUAAAUAUGCCAUUUACGAAAGGAGGAGGCAAGGCAAAUGCAUAGAUGUACAAAUAUAUGUACAACAGAUUUUGCUUUUUAUUUAUUUAUAAUGUAAUUUUAUAGAAUAAUUCUGGGAUUUGAGAGGAUCUAAAACUAUUUUUCUGUAUAAAUAUUAUUUGCCAAAAGUUUGUUUAUAUUCAGAAGUCUGACUAUGAUGAAUAAAUCUUAAAUGCUUUGUUUAAUUACAAAAACAAAAUCACCUAUAUCCAAGACAUGAAGAUAGCAAUUCAACAAAUACUGUAGUUAAGAGAUGAACUCGCCACUUGUAUGGGAACUACAUUUCACUCUUGGUUUUCAGGAUAUAAUAGCACUUCACCGAAAUAUUCUUUUAGCCAUACCACUGGUAACAUUUCUACUAAACCUUUCUGUAACACUUAAAGAAUUUCCUCAUUCAUUACCUUACAGUGUAAACAGGAGUCUAAUUUGUAUCAAUUCUAUGUUUUGGUUGUAAUAUUCAGUUCACUCACCCAAUGUACAACCAAUGAAAUAAAAGAAGCAUUUAAAAGGA